This is a messenger RNA of Saitoella complicata NRRL Y-17804, 1067 nucleotides long. RefSeq lists its product as uncharacterized. The transcript has a single exon. The record is from RefSeq and is a predicted model, not a curated record. Lineage: Eukaryota; Fungi; Ascomycota; Saitoellomycetes; Saitoellales; Saitoellaceae. The coding region runs from base 26 to 922 and encodes 298 amino acids. Gene Ontology annotation, cellular component: nucleus.
CCUGACAAACAGACGAUUACCUAUGAUGCCGGACGAACAUCUGUAUCGCCCAGCGGUUUCAACCGCGUCUAAACACUCGACGCAAUCCACCAUUGCACCUUCGACUACAUCCACAUUAUCCCUCGCAUCCGAACUCGCCCUCGCCAAAGAACGCUUCAACCGAGAACGUCAAACCAAAUCCUCCCGCCCAUCUCGUCCCGAGAAGAAACGUACAAUAUGGGAAUCCUCGAACAAAGGCGUCGCAGAGCGGAAUGCGAGGGACGAGAGGGUAUAUAAAGAGAACUCGGACGAAAUGGAUCGGAGUCGGAGAGCGCUGGAGCGGAAGGCUAAGGAGUAUGAGAGGUUGAGAAAGGGGGAGGAUAGGAGGGAGGAUGAUGCUGUUGUUGACUUUGAUCGGAAGUGGGCGGAGGAGGAGGAUAAAAUCGGAUAUCACGACGAAAAAGAAGCAGAGGAGGAGUACGAGGAGCCCAAGAUCGAGAUAACCGACGAAUUCGGCCGAACCCGCCUCGUCUCUCGGUCCGACGCCGUCGCGUACGGCCACCUCGCCCCCAUAAACGACACCUAUAAACCCUCCGCGCCCCUAAUCCACGGCGACGUCAUCCAAACCAACGCCUUCACCCUCAACACCGACGCCGUCGCCAAAAUCUGGUCAACCCCCGACGAUCCGCUGUACGAGCACUACAAUUCAAAAGUUGAGAUACGGAAUAAGGGGGUGGGGCAUUUUACGUUUAGUGUGGAUGAGGCGGAAAGGGUGAGGGAGAUGGAGGAGUUAAAGGGGAUGAGGGAGGAGACGGAGAGGGCGAGAGUGAAGGUAAAGGGGAUGAGGGAAGUGAGGAGGGAGGAACUGGACGAGAGGAGGAGGAAGAUUGAGGAGGUUAGGAAGAGGAGCAGGGCUGGCCGUGGUCAUGUUGCUGGACAAUAAUGAUCUCGAGGCUAAUGUGACGAAGAGUGGCAGAGGACAAGAGCACAGUGACAAUCGGUUUAGGGAGUUCGGGGCGUUAUCUUUCGAAUCGAUGUUAUUGACGGGUAUAUAUCCCCAGAAUUAGGAUAUUUAUAAAAGCCUCAAC